GCGCAGUGACUGAACCGUCGCAGAACCAUCCGUCAAAUAGAAAUCGAGCUCCCGGAGGUUUGACAACCUUUAUCGAUUGUGGCGUGCACAGUAUAUCGGCGUACGUGCGACAAAGGAGAUCGAACAUCUUGGGUACGAAACGCUGUACUGGCUUUGGAAACCUGACACCAACUACACGGGCAUAACAAAUCUGACGAAUACGUCAUAGGAACAGCACAAUCUGAUUGGUUGGUACUCUUCAUGCCGAAUUUUGAAAGGACACACAAGACGUCCCCGUCGACCAUCGACGUUUUUCUUUGCGAUGACAGCAAUGCUACCAUCAGCACUUACCAUGGACGAACUACCAGGGUUCUCCCUCCACUUGAUGGCGUCAGCAAAAAUACUUAAAUUUGAAGAGAGUUGGAACGCUAAUAUGAAAUGGUUGGCUGAUGUUUUAGAGGAUGCAAAACAUCAAUUUGGCAGAGAAGAGGUAGCCAUCUUCCCUAAGACACCGGCUAUGAAAAGGAGACGACAGCGAAUCAAGAGGGUGUCUACUAUACACCCAGAUAAUGUAGAGAAUCAGCUUCCAGUCAGAAACAAGAGAAGCUGCAGAGCAUCUAUUCUGUCUAAGGAUCUUCAAUCCAUUGCUCCAGUACGAAGGAGCGCCCGUGCCUCUCGCACAACAAUCACCACACAGAACAAUGUCAAACGCACGACCCGUUCAAGAUCCACACGCGCCUCCAAGAAAGUCACUAUGUUGGAACACCAGGGCAGCUCAGAACAGAUACCAGUUGCACAUUCAACCGACACAGGAAGUUGCACAGAUGACACAGAGGAUGCAGAGAGUGUCUCUUCAAGCAGUGAGGUCAAACCAAAGCGUUCAGAGAAGAUGUCAACAAAUGCUCCCAUGGAAACUGAUGAAUGCAAAACGAAAGUAACAUCUGGAGAUGACGCUAUUGGUGUCCUCAACUCCCCAAACCAGAAGAUUUUAAAGCGUAGCUCCGGAAUGAGGGCAAAACAACAAGCAAAGAAAUUGAGACUAAACAGUGGAGAAGGCAUCUCAACUAUUUCCGAUACAUCUGAUGAUUGUGAUGCUGGCAAACAUCGACAGAGCAUUCCCUCAAGUGGUCAAUCACAACCUGACUUAGUUGGUCCUACUGAGAGUUCCCCCUCAAAACGCCCUAAACGAAAGAAUGCUGCGUCUCGCUACAAAGACCAUGUUAAGCGGCUCAUCAACCGCCAUGAGCACCUCAUCUCAGAGGUGAGCGCAAGCUCGGAUGAGGAAUUUCAGUCCCCAAACAUCCCAAAACGUACAUGUAAAAAUGGCAGAAAACCCAAACAAACAGCAAAGAGUGUGGAGAGGCAUUUGAAAUCACAAACACAAGAAAAGGAGGAAAUAGUUACAGAGCAAUCAAAUGAUAAAGCUGUCUCACAAAUUAAAAAGACACAUCUAUCAGAAAACAACUGCCCUAAACAGUCCAUCCAAACCAACAAUGAAGGUGAAAUAAUUGAGAUACAAGACAAGCCGUUUGAGACUGUAUCCCAAAGCAAAAGAGGCUCAUCAGUAAAAAUCAUGGAAAGUACAUCUUACCCCCCAAAAGAGCCAGAAGUUAGCCAAGAUUCAGAAUUGAAACCAUCCAUAGAUUCGAUCUCUGAAGAUGAAGAAGAGACGCACAUGGAAGAAGAUAGUCUAAAUCUGCCGAGUGUUGCUAAAGAUAGCCUGGAGCAGCCUCGUAUUGCUAAAGAUAGCAUAGAGCAGCCUUGUAUUGCUAAAGAUAGCAUAGAACAGCCUAGUGCUGCUAAAUCAAGCUUAGAACAGCCUAGUAUUGCUAAAGAUAGCUUAGAGGAGCCUAGUAUUGCUAUAGAUAGUCUAGAACAGCCUAGUAUUGCUAAAGAUAGUCUAGAACAGCCUAGUAUUGUUGUUGAUAGCUUGGAGCAGCAUAGUAUUGCUAUUGAUCGCUUGGAGCAGCAUAGUAUUGCUAUUAAUAGCUUGGAGCAGCAUAGUAUUGCUAAAGAUAGCUUAGAGCCUGAUCCCAUCAAGGAAGAAAAUGAGAAAGAGAUCCAAAAGAACAAUGUCAAUCAAGAUGACCAUUUCCAGAACCAAGGCAACAUGACCAUAGACAGUCUCGAUCAACAGAACAUAUCUGAGGAUAGUCUGUGCCAUAGUAAUAUCUCCCAUGACAGUCUAAACCAGUCGUCUUUGCAUCAAGGCUACCAGAAGAACCUUCGUCGCUCCACACGUCGUUCCUCAGCAGUGGUGAGUCAUUCCAAGAAGCGUUCAUCUAUGUAUAACCAUCGUACCUCUAUAAGAAAGUCAGUGCGAAAGUCUUCAAGGUGUCUUCACAGCACACGUGCAAGCACUCGAUUAAGUAGACGACCUCAUCUUGAGGAGUUGCCCCAGGAUCCCAAGUAUAGAGACAAUAACAGUGAUGUUGUCUUAGUGGAUGCUUUCAUGGAAGAGGAUCCUGAGAGUGGAACCCCAGAGAUGAAUCCUACAUGUACCACUCCAUCUAGGAGAAUGUCAAUGCGCCAUUCUUCGGACAACCAAGGAACACAGAGAAUUACCCGUGCUACAUCCAGGAUGGCAGACCAUGUUGACCUUCCAAACUCCAUUGAUUCAACAUCAUUGUCUCAGACACCUGAUUCUGACAGGGAAUCCCCAAGCCGGAAAUCUCCUGGUGCAUCUUGUUCUUCAGAUGAAGAUGUAAUCAGCAACACACCCUCCCCGCGUUGCCCGAAAGAUAAGAUUGUACGACCACGAGGAACCUUUUUGUCUUCUACCAAGAAAGAAUCUAGCAAGUACAUGAACAAUCUGCAUGGCAUGGUAUCAUCCUUUAUCAAGAGAAACACUCCUCAGAAACUCACAGCAACGGAGCGUCAGCGGGAAAUGAAGAAACAGAUAUUGAGUAAACACAAACGGGAAGAGGAGAUCCGACGAAAGAUGGAGACUGAUAAGCAGAGACAACGAGAAGAGCAGAAACGGAAGCGGGAUGAACGCAUCCGGAAGGUUACAGAAGCCCGGGAGCGCCGCGUGGCUCUGCAAGAGCAGAAACGACAAGAGCUUGAGAUCAAACAGCAGCAGUUGACUAAAAUGUCUUCCAAGCAGAGAGAGGAUAAGAAACAAGAGGAGAUCAUUAGAAGACAGAUGCAAAUAAAGAAAAAGGCUGAGGCUGAAGAGAGACGUAGACAAGAGGAAGAAGCUAGACUCCUUAAGAUACAAGAACAGGAAGAGGAGCAGAAGCGUCAUCGUGAGAUGAUUCUUCGGAAGAAAGAAUAUGAGGAGCAGGAGAGACAGCGUCGUAUAGAUGAGGCAAGACGCCUUCAGGAGCAACGUCGUGCUGAUACGCAGAAACAGAGGCAAGAAGAGCAACAAAGAAGACUUGAACAAGACCUAGCCAAGGAACGAGAAAUGCAACUUCUCAAAGAAGAGAGGGAGCAAGAAAGAAAAGCAGAGAUGGAGCUGAAGAGGGAGAUUGAAAGACGAGCCAGGGAAGAAGCAUUGGAAAAUGAACGUCGUUUAGAAGCAGCAAGAAUAGCUCGAGAGAAAGAGAGACUAAAGGAACAGCGACAUUUAGUGGACAUGAUGCAAGCAGAGCGUAAACGUCUAGAGUGUGAGCAGGAACGUGAGCGAGCAGAGCAUGAGCGAUUGAAGGCAUCCAUCUUAAAGCACAACACCAGUGCCUGUCUGAAUACUACUGUCACUAAAGACACAUCAGUAUUGGAGGGAUCUCCAUCUUCCUAUAACAUGACUCCACAGAGAGUUGUAAUACCUUCAACAGCAGAGAAUUACAACAUCGAUGAUUUACACAGUGGAGACUCAACAGAUGAAGAGGAUGCUCCAAGGAAAAACAUUCCCUCAUGGGCGCAAGGAGCCCGUCUGAAGAACGCAUUAAUCAAACAGUGUUACAAUCCACCCCCAAACCUAGAGACAAUGUUUGGACCCUUUGAUCCUCCAGACUUAACACUGAUCUUCUCUAAGAAGAGAGCUCGCUACAUCAAAAGAACCAGCUCGGCAGUAUGGGACUCACCAUUGCUCAAGGUCUAACAAUAGGUAACACUACUGGAUUUAGAUAAUCUUUUAAAUUUGCAUGAAAUAUUUGGUUUAUUGUGCAAAGUUUCUUAGCUUUGAAGUGUCAUUUACUUCAGUGUGUAUAUACUAUGGGAUGUUAGUGUAACUAGAAGAAGGAAUCAUCAGCUGGAGUAAUUAUAAUCUCUUGAGCAGCAUGAGUUUUAUUGAAGGCCAAAUCAAACAAGGAGGUUUGGAUUUUGGUUAUUGAGAUUUUGGAUUUAAGUAUAAUGUAAAAUAUCUCAUGGGAGUUUUUUGACUGGUAGAGUUAUGAACUGAAAACUUUAUAACUUAAAUGUAAAUAGUUAACAAAAUAAAAGGAGGAACUGGUACUGUCCAAAAAGCACAGGGCAAGCUGAAGCCAUGGUUGGAAAGAAGAAACAAGGCAAAGAAAAAUACCCUCUAUUUUAAAAAACACCAGCAUAAUUUCUUCUAGGUCUGACACUUUAAAUUUAAGUAAAGUGACUAAAAGUUAUGUGAUUUUUACAAGAUUGCAGGAUGAUUGAGUAGCCCUGCUGGAUUUUUAAUGUUGUAUUUUCAUGUAAAAGAUCUUGCACAACUAAAACAUUGACUUCAAGAUUCAAUUUGAUUAAUGGAGUAUUUAGUAAAAUGUAUCAUGGUGAUAAAAUAUAAAAACAAACAGCACCUGACAAUACCCAUCAUCAUUUCAUGUGUACAUAUAUGUAUAGGUAUCGUUACAAUUAAAUAUUUGUCAAGAAAAA
Asterias rubens (European starfish) is the source of this 4767-nucleotide messenger RNA. RefSeq names its product inner centromere protein-like. The transcript has 14 exons. Lineage: Eukaryota; Metazoa; Echinodermata; Asteroidea; Forcipulatida; Asteriidae. Gene Ontology annotation, cellular component: meiotic spindle midzone; chromosome passenger complex; kinetochore. Gene Ontology annotation, biological process: positive regulation of protein serine/threonine kinase activity; meiotic spindle midzone assembly; mitotic cytokinesis. Bases 302 to 4024 code for a protein of 1240 amino acids. Gene Ontology annotation, molecular function: protein serine/threonine kinase activator activity. The record is from RefSeq and is a predicted model, not a curated record.